GCGGUGGGAGGCGGCGGUCUGUUCUCCGCUGAGGAGGAGCGGGGCAGAGGAGGGAGGCAGCGGGUGAGAGUUCAGAGUUCAGCAGCAGCAGCCCGAGCCCAUGAUUCCCAUAUGCCCUGUAGUUUCUUUCACCUAUGUGCCCAGCCGGCUGGGGGAAGAUGCCAAAAUGGCGACCGGCAACUACUUUGGAUUCACCCACAGCGGGGCGGCGGCGGCGGCGGCUGCGGCCCAGUAUAGUUCUGUUCUCUGGAGCAGCAUGGACCAGCAGCCAGCUUCGGGUGUAGCCUACUCUCAUCCAACUACGGUUGCUAGCUACACUGUCCAUCAGGCUCCAGUAGCUGCUCACACAGUUACUGCUGCCUAUGCACCAGCAGCCGCCACAGUUGCAGUUGCCAGGCCUGCUCCAGUAGCUGUUGCAGCUGCUGCAACAGCUGCUGCAUAUGGAGGGUACCCCACUGCACACACAGCGACCGACUAUGGUUAUACACAGAGGCAACAAGAAGCACCUCCACCACCACCCCCAGCUACUACACAAAACUACCAGGACUCGUACUCAUAUGUAAGAUCCACAGCUCCUGCUGUAGCUUAUGAUAGUAAGCAGUACUACCAACAACCAACAGCAACUGCAGCUGCUGUAGCUGCUGCCGCCCAGCCUCAGCCUUCUGUUGCUGAGACCUACUAUCAGACAGCCCCUAAAGCAGGUUAUAGCCAAGGUGCAACUCAGUAUACACAAGCCCAGCAAACUCGACAAGUGACAGCCAUAAAACCAGCCACACCAAGUCCAGCUACCACUACUUUCUCCAUUUAUCCUGUAUCCUCCACCGUACAGCCAGUAGCAGCUGCAGCUACUGUGGUGCCGUCCUAUACCCAGAGUGCUACUUACAGUACCACGGCAGUUACUUAUUCUGGUACAUCUUAUUCAGGUUACGAAGCAGCCGUGUAUUCAGCUGCGUCCUCCUACUACCAACAGCAGCAGCAGCAGCAGAAGCAGGCGGCGGCGGCGGCAGCAGCAGCUGCUGCAACAGCUGCUUGGACAGGGACCACCUUCACUAAAAAAGCACCAUUCCAAAAUAAACAACUGAAACCAAAACAGCCUCCCAAACCACCCCAGAUUCACUACUGUGAUGUUUGUAAGAUCAGCUGUGCUGGACCACAGACUUACAAAGAACAUCUAGAAGGGCAGAAACAUAAAAAAAAAGAAGCCGCAUUGAAAGCCUCACAGAAUACCAGCAGCAGCAACAACUCUACUCGUGGGACUCAAAAUCAGCUACGUUGUGAGCUCUGCGAUGUGUCUUGUACAGGAGCAGAUGCAUAUGCUGCCCACAUUCGUGGUGCUAAGCAUCAGAAAGUGGUUAAAUUACACACAAAACUUGGCAAACCCAUUCCUUCAACAGAACCAAACGUUGUUAGCCAAGCUACUUCUUCAACAGCCGUGUCUGCUUCAAAACCAACUGCCUCUCCUUCAAGCAUUGCAGCAAGCAAUUGUACUGUGAAUACUUCAUCAAUUGCAACUUCUUCAGUGAAAGGUCUUACAACUACAGGAAACUCGUCUCUUAAUAGCACAGCCAACACUAAAGUAUCAGCAGUGCCUGCAAAUAUGGCUGCCAAGAAAACAUCUACACCCAAAAUAAACUUUGUUGGUGGUAAUAAGCUGCAAUCAACAGGAAAUAAAACAGAAGACUUAAAAGGAACCGAAUGUGUUAAAAGCACUCCUGUCACUGCUGUACAGAUCCCGGAAGUAAAGCCAGACACAGUGUCAGAACCAGUCACACCUGCGUCCCUUGCUGCUUUGCAGAGUGAUGUGCAGCCGGUGGGCCAUGAUUAUGUGGAGGAGGUACGAAAUGAUGAAGGAAAAGUAAUUCGAUUCCAUUGCAAAUUGUGCGAGUGCAGCUUUAAUGAUCCCAAUGCUAAGGAGAUGCACUUAAAAGGGCGAAGACACAGACUUCAAUAUAAAAAAAAAGUAAAUCCAGAUCUGCAAGUAGAAGUAAAACCCAGUAUUCGAGCAAGAAAGAUUCAAGAAGAGAAAAUGAGGAAGCAAAUGCAGAAAGAGGAGUAUUGGCGAAGAAGAGAAGAAGAGGAACGCUGGAGAAUGGAAAUGAGACGUUAUGAAGAGGACAUGUACUGGAGAAGAAUGGAGGAAGAACAACAUCAUUGGGAUGAUCGCCGCCGAAUGCCUGACGGAGGCUAUCCUCAUGGUCCCCCAGGCCCACUAGGCCUUCUGGGAGUCCGACCAGGCAUGCCUCCUCAGCCACAGGGGCCGGCGCCCUUACGUCGUCCUGACUCAUCUGAUGAUCGUUAUGUAAUGACAAAACAUGCAACCAUUUAUCCAACUGAAGAGGAAUUACAGGCAGUUCAGAAAAUUGUUUCUAUCACUGAACGUGCUUUAAAACUUGUUUCAGACAGCUUGUCUGAACAUGAGAAGAGCAAGAGCAAAGAGGGAGAUGAUAAGAAAGAGGGAGGUAAAGACAGAGCUUUAAAAGGAGUUUUGCGAGUGGGAGUAUUGGCAAAAGGAUUACUUCUCCGAGGAGAUAGAAAUGUCAACCUUGUUUUGCUGUGCUCAGAGAAACCUUCAAAGACAUUAUUAAGCCGUAUUGCAGAAAACCUACCCAAGCAGCUUGCUGUUAUAAGUCCUGAGAAGUAUGACAUAAAAUGUGCAGUUUCUGAAGCGGCAAUAAUUUUGAACUCAUGUGUGGAACCCAAAAUGCAAGUCACUAUCACCCUGACGUCUCCAAUUAUUCGAGAAGAGAACAUGAGGGAAGGAGAUGUAACCUCGGGUAUGGUGAAAGACCCACCGGACGUCUUGGACAGGCAAAAAUGCCUUGACGCUCUGGCUGCUCUACGCCACGCUAAGUGGUUCCAGGCUAGAGCUAAUGGUCUGCAGUCCUGUGUGAUUAUCAUACGUAUCCUCCGGGACCUCUGUCAGCGAGUUCCAACUUGGUCCGAUUUUCCAAGCUGGGCUAUGGAGUUACUGGUAGAGAAAGCAAUCAGUAGUGCUUCUAGUCCUCAGAGUCCUGGAGAUGCGCUGAGAAGAGUUUUUGAGUGCAUUUCUUCUGGGAUUAUUCUUAAAGGUAGUCCUGGACUUCUGGAUCCUUGUGAGAAGGAUCCCUUUGAUACCUUGGCAACAAUGACUGACCAGCAGCGUGAAGACAUCACAUCCAGUGCACAGUUUGCAUUGAGACUCCUUGCAUUCCGCCAGAUACACAAAGUUCUGGGCAUGGAUCCACUACCCCAAAUGAGCCAACGUUUUAACAUCCACAACAACAGGAAACGAAGAAGGGAUAGUGAUGGAGUUGAUGGAUUUGAAGCUGAGGGGAAAAAAGACAAAAAGGAUUAUGAUAACUUUUAAAAAGUUUCUGUAAAAUCUGCAGUGUUAAAAGACAACAGGUGCCCAUUUGUUGGCUGUUUUUCAUUCAUAAUGAUGUCUACUUUGAAAAAAUUAUCAAGAAUUUAAAGAAUUUCAUGGAAGAACCAAGUUUUUCUGAUAUUAAAAUCUUUUAAUGUACAGUGUUAGGUAUUAUAUGAAUGGAAAGACACCCCCCAAAAAUUGUGCUCCAACUAGGGGAAAAACAAUUGUUCUGAUUUUUUUUCCCAUUAUUUUUGGUUUUAUUUACUGGUUGCCCUAGCUCCCCCUAUAUUUGUGUCUUUUAUUAACUAGUCCUAUUAAAUCUUUACUAUAUUUAAUGCA
This is a messenger RNA of Balaenoptera ricei (Rice's whale), 3685 nucleotides long. It is a transcript of the gene ZFR, whose product is annotated as zinc finger RNA binding protein. The transcript has 21 exons. NCBI's taxonomy places the organism in Eukaryota, Metazoa, Chordata, Mammalia, Artiodactyla, Balaenopteridae. Gene Ontology annotation, molecular function: zinc ion binding; single-stranded RNA binding; double-stranded RNA binding. The record is from RefSeq and is a predicted model, not a curated record. The coding region runs from base 101 to 3346 and encodes 1081 amino acids. Gene Ontology annotation, cellular component: precatalytic spliceosome.